AUGAAUGGCGUAAAGGAUUUUCCACGAUCAAACCCAUCCAUUCGAUCAUACACUCUAGAGAAAUAUCAGAUGCUUCGUUUUGAAGUCACUUCACCAUCUGGUUUAACUUUAGUUUCUGGUGCUGCUGAAGUUUUUGGUACUGAACUCGUUUGUGGUUGGGAGUUACAGUUAUAUCCAGGUCAACGAGGAACAGUCGUUACGUUCCAUGGUUGCAAACUGAUUGUUCAAGACCAGGGAGUUGCAGCCUAUAUAAUUGCCUCAUCGGAAGAUCAAGAAAUUGUGCACGUAUAUAUGAAUAUUCAUGCUAACCUAGAAGUUUCACGACAAAAAGCUGUAAAGGAGCAAAGUAGAGGGCCACGCGUAUUAGUAUGUGGUCAAGAAAGUGUUGGGAAGUCUACACUUUGUCGCACUUUGGCAAGUUAUGCAGCUCGUAGGAAACACAAACCAAUACUUGUAGAUGUUAACGUCGGACUCAACCAGGUGUGUAUACCAACAACUAUUGCUGCAAUAAGUGUUACCAAACCAUAUGAUUUGAUGGAAGGGUGGAGUCUAGAGGAAGAUCCACUAGUAUUUUGUUUCGGUCACACUGAUCCUGCGAGUAACUUAAAUCUUUUUCGAGAACAAGUGAAUCGAUUGGCCGAACUUAUCAAUAUUCGUUCUGAGAAUGAUAUGAGUAUAUUCACCAGUGGUUGUAUAAUCAAUAUGAGUGGAUUUCGUAAAGAUGAUUCAGAUGGUGGGUCAAGUAAAGAAAAGGGUAUCCAAGCCAUACGAACGACUGCUGCAGCUUUCGAAGUUGACACAUUAUUGGUCAUAGAAGAUGGAUUUCUAGCUUCGUUCCUGCGUGAAGAUCUUCCUCCCGAGGUGACUAUAGUAAGAUUGCCCAAAUCGUCAGGUGCUAUAACUAGAAGUCCAGAUCAGUGGACACGUCAGCGAGAUGCUCGAGUCUGCGCCUAUUUACAUGGCGAAAACCCCUUGAGACGUCUACAUCCACAUCAAAUAACGCUUAAAUCUUCUGAGUAUUCAAUUUACAAAGUUGGAAGUGAGGCCAUUCCCGAUGCACUACUCCCACAUGGAGCACAAGAAGAGGAGACAUGGCGUAAUCCCAUCCAGGUUUCAGUUAGUCGAGAUUUGAAGAAUCGUCUGUUGGCAGUUUCUCAAGCUUCAGAACCUUAUCAAGUUCCAGAAGCUCCUGUUUAUGGAUUUAUCGUAGUUGUUAAUGUUUCCGAGGACAAGUCCGCAUUCACCAUACUCAGCCCAAGUCCACAUCCUCCUCCAAAUAAUCUAUUUUUAUUAACCAGUAUUUGUUACGUUGAUCCUGAAUCACUGUAA
This is a messenger RNA of Schistosoma curassoni, 1329 nucleotides long. Lineage: Eukaryota; Metazoa; Platyhelminthes; Trematoda; Strigeidida; Schistosomatidae. The record is from the annotation of a GenBank genome assembly.